AUGUCCACCUCCACAGGAUUCAGCCCUAUGUACACCCAUAUCCAGGGCGAUUUAGCCGAUGUCUGGCUCCCGGAUGAGCUAGGUAACAAGGUUGAGGUCCACCUCAGAUCCCAAGCCAAAGGCGAGGCAGUUUUUCGAUCCCGACAACGUCAAUCUCAACAGGUCAGCAAGGAAGAAGUCCUCUGCUACCUCACCAUCUCCCAGAAUGACUACAACGGCCAUCUCGGGGCUCGCAUCUCUUCUAUCUUUGUGAACCUCUUCGUCUCCUCUGCCGUUACAGUCGUCCCGGUACUAGCCAAGCGUAUGUCCUCAUGGAAAAUUCCUCAGAACGUGUAUCUUUUCGCGCGUUACUUUGGCACGGGUGUCAUCGUUGCUACGGCUUUUGUACACUUGCUAGACCCCGCCUAUAAGCGAAGCGGACCGAAGGCUUGCGUUGGGGAAUCUGGAUAUUGGGGCAAAUACUCAUGGUGUGCGGGUAUCGUGCUGACCACUGUGUGUUUAUCAUCUUUCUUUUGGAUCUUGCCGCAGAAAGUCUACGUCGAACACAAGUACGACGUGCACAAGGAUGAAGAAGCUACCAACGCGUUCAUCGGCCACUAUUCUAAUUACUUCUAUUAUAGUAGAUAUUCAUAG
Messenger RNA from Penicillium canescens, 633 nucleotides. RefSeq lists its product as uncharacterized. The transcript has 2 exons. Gene Ontology annotation, biological process: transmembrane transport; metal ion transport. The record is from RefSeq and is a predicted model, not a curated record. Gene Ontology annotation, molecular function: metal ion transmembrane transporter activity. Bases 1 to 633 code for a protein of 210 amino acids. Gene Ontology annotation, cellular component: membrane. NCBI's taxonomy places the organism in Eukaryota, Fungi, Ascomycota, Eurotiomycetes, Eurotiales, Aspergillaceae.